This is a messenger RNA of Gryllus bimaculatus (two-spotted cricket), 863 nucleotides long. The record is from the annotation of a GenBank genome assembly. NCBI's taxonomy places the organism in Eukaryota, Metazoa, Arthropoda, Insecta, Orthoptera, Gryllidae.
AUGGAGGAGGCAGCGGGGCGGAAUGAUGACGGAGCGAGUAGUUCAGCUGCUCAUUACUACUACUUCAAGAGCAAAGAGUUCCAGGCCCAAGGAUUUGAGGCCCUUAAAAUCAUGAGGCUCCAGUCCAGUCCCCCUAUUGGAAAAUCUCAGUUUGGCUACGAGCCAACAGGCAUCCGUAGGGGAGAGAAUAAGAAAUGGUCCGGUGAUAAUGCUAUAUAAUCCACCGAAUACAUUUUUCUUCUGUGAAGAAGUCUUGUAAAAAGUAAAUGAAUUAUUAAAAUAGACGCAAAAUUAUCUCUCGAAAUUUACUUUUGUUCUGAGGACACGGACUACAACUUUUAAUGAAAGUAAUGUCAUUGUUGAUUGUUAACCUGCUAGAAUGUAUUUGCAGUAUACGCUGAAUAUCCUUUAAAGCAAAGAUCUAAUUAAAUGAAGUAUUAAUGUGCCUUAGCCCAAAACAUCAAUGUCCUAAACUGAAGACACAAUAAAUUUAAAAUGUGUGAAAUGAUAUUCAUACACAAAAAAUUAAUUCUUUUUUUAAUAUAUCUAACUUCGUCUGCCUAAGUGCCGGUGCUGUUGUCACUGACGGAAUGGACAGACGUUCUGCCGUCAUUCUAUUUUUCGGUAUCAAGGACCCACAAAACAUGGAUUCUGGUUUUACCAUGAGUUAGAGGAUUUUUUGUCUAAAUUUAGCAAGUGGAUCUAUCCAUUUUUUCGUUACCAGGGGCCUGAAAUAAAAGUUUUUCUGCGGAAAAUUCCCUGUUUUCUUGCGCAGCCGCAUAUAACUUUUUCUCUACUCCGUAGCGAGAAAGUAAAAAUCUACAUUAUCUCUCACUGCCGAUCUCUCGCCAAUCGUGUAUUUU